AUGGACGACAAAUCAGGAGAAAUGGCUGCUGCUACCAGCAACAACGCUCCUGACAACUCAGAUGAUGAGAUAUCUGAACAAGAGAUCAGACGAUUCCAGGAUAUUUCCCACUUGUCAUAUCCCGAAGCGAAAAGCAUUCUCAUACGUCACCGCGCGAAUGCGUCGCGCAAAAGGAUCUCUGAUGCUCAUUGGGAGCGAGUGAAAGCCCAAAAGGAAGCUGAGGGGUUCGAUAGAGAAACAUACGAGUAUGCCAGUCAAGCUGGGUUGAUAUACCGUCAAGAUGAUCGUGAUUCUCGUGACACCGACACAGAAAGGCCGCUCUUGAUUCUCCCCAGGCCAUUCCAAAACUUGGCUGCGACUCUGCAGAUACUAGCUACUGGUGUCUCGGAUCGCGAGUGCACUUUCUUUUGUCUUACUGCUGCUGGUGCUGCAAAGGAGAAAUAG
Molecule: messenger RNA, 444 nt
Organism: Paecilomyces variotii
Lineage: Eukaryota; Fungi; Ascomycota; Eurotiomycetes; Eurotiales; Thermoascaceae
Exons: 2
Coding region: 1-444 (147 amino acids)
Source: RefSeq, a predicted model, not a curated record